Molecule: messenger RNA, 1582 nt
Organism: Monopterus albus (swamp eel)
Lineage: Eukaryota; Metazoa; Chordata; Actinopteri; Synbranchiformes; Synbranchidae
Gene: slc2a15b
Product: solute carrier family 2 member 15b
Exons: 12
Coding region: 59-1582 (507 amino acids)
Biological process (GO): dehydroascorbic acid transport
Cellular component (GO): plasma membrane
Molecular function (GO): D-glucose transmembrane transporter activity
Source: RefSeq, a predicted model, not a curated record
AGCUGUUUCUCAUCUCGAAUGAGCAGAUCACACACAGGGAUAAUUAUUCAUGACUUAAAUGGAGGGAGAACUGUUACCGAGAAACGACGCAAACAUCUGCGCGCAUCUCACAGUGUCACUGCUGGCAGUAACUUUCCUGGCCUCGUUCGGCAGCUCAUUGCUCUUUGGCUACAAUUUGGCAGUCGUCAAUUCUCCCGCACAGUACAUCAAAGACUUCUACAAUGAGACGAUUGUAGAAAGCUACGGUUGGACUCCAGAUGAGCAGUUCCUCACGGCUCUGUACUCCCUCACUGUGUCCAUCUUUGCGAUUGGUGGGAUGAUGGGAGCGCUGCUGGUGGGCGUACUUGUUACCAAAUAUGGGAGGAAAGGAACACUGGUGAGAUCCACUGUGCUGGUGUUCAUAGGAGGAACCCUUAUGGGCUUCAGCAGGCUGUGCAGGAUGCCUGCGAUGGUUAUCGUUGGACGCUUCAUCAUGGGAGUGUACUCAGGGAUCUCUCUCAGUGUGGUGCCCAUGUACCUCAGUGAGAUCGCGCCCAAGAACCUGAGAGGCUUCCUAGGCCUUGUUCCCACCAUCCACAUUUGUCUUGGCGUCUUCAUCGCUCAGGCCUUGGGGCUCCCUGAGCUGCUGGGAAAGGAAGAGUACUGGCCUCUGCUCCUGUCCCUUGUGGUGUGUCCUACCAUGGUUCAGCUGAUGCUGUUGCCAUGGUUUCCAGAGAGUCCUCGAUACCUCUUCAUAGAGAAGGGAAAUGUGGAUGCCACCAUCAAAGCCCUAAACUGCUACCGCACUAAAGGAAAUAUCCAGGCAGAAGUUGAGGAGAUGGAGGAGGAAAAAUGUUCUCUGUCCUCCAUUCAGACCGUCUCUGUCUGUGGCCUGCUCAUGGACCGCUGUGUCCGCUGGCAGGUCAUCACUGUUGUGGUGGCCAACAUCGGCAUGCAGCUGUCUGGCAUUGAUGUGAUCUGGUACUACACAAAUGACAUAUUUAAAAACGCAGGAAUCCCAGAGCCUUAUGUACAGUACACAACAGUGGGAACUGGUGUCGUUGAGAUCAUCUUUGGGACACUGGGGUGUUUCACCAUUGAGCGUCUGGGCAGAAGAUCUCUAAUGAUUGGCGGCUACCUCUUCAUGGGACUCUGCUGUGCUGGGAUCACAGCAUCCAUGCUCUUACAGGCACAGCUGUCUUUCAUGCACUACAUCAGCAUGGGCUGUAUUGUCGGGAUUAUUGCUGGCUUCUGCAUAGGCCCAGCUGGUGUCCCUUUCCUGAUUACUGCAGAGUUGUUUAAGCAGUCGCACAGACCAGCUGCUUACACUGUGGGUGGUUGUCUCAACUGGUUGUUCAACUUCGCCAUCGGCUUCAUCUUUCCAUUCCUAGAGAUGGCUGCUGGUCCUUAUUGUUACCUGAUCUUCUGCACAAUCUGCUUGGGAGUGGCCGUCUACACCAUCGUCAUCCUUCCUGAGACCAAAAACAAAACCUUUAUGGAGAUCAGCCAGAUGCUCGCCACCAAGAACACCAUCCUUCGAGAGGAGCUAAAAUUGGCUGUGAUGAAUGGCUAUGGAACCCUUGGCCACCAUGAGGAAAAAUAA